Manihot esculenta (cassava) is the source of this 2176-nucleotide messenger RNA. Its product is annotated as probable flavin-containing monooxygenase 1. Gene Ontology annotation, molecular function: flavin adenine dinucleotide binding; N,N-dimethylaniline monooxygenase activity; NADP binding. NCBI's taxonomy places the organism in Eukaryota, Viridiplantae, Streptophyta, Magnoliopsida, Malpighiales, Euphorbiaceae. The transcript is spliced from 5 exons. The coding region runs from base 373 to 1926 and encodes 517 amino acids. The record is from RefSeq and is a predicted model, not a curated record.
UUUUUCAAAGUGUCAGGUCCUCUCUACAAAAUGCCAAUUUAACUGAAGAAAUCCACAUUUAUUAUUAUUAUUAUUUUCUUGCAUCGGGAAAGCCCUGAUCAGCUCGACCUCAAAUUUCAAAUCAUCCCUCAGCCUACUCGUCAGCUCAUCACUCUGCAUGAACAAACCCCAUCAUUAAUACAAGUCGGCCUGACUACCGGUUCAGUUCGAGUUCCGAGACAAAAUCAGUGAUUUUUAAUUCAUUUGCGGGAGAACUGCAGAGUUCCCAACCCGGUUUUGUCUGAAAUUGGACCGGACCAGCUGUCUGGCCAGGCUGCUAUAACAACAAACGAGAGAGAGAUACACCUGGCUGUGAAAGUGUAUGAUCAAAGAAUGAAGAAGAAAAUAGGGAUUAUAGGAGCAGGAAUCAGUGGCCUGCUCGCUUGCAAACAUGCAAUGGAGAAGGGUUUUAAUCCGAUGGUAUUUGAAGCCCGCAGCGGCUUAGGAGGUGUUUGGUCUCAGACCAUAGAGUCGACCAAGCUCCAGACGCCCAAAAAUUUUUUCCAGUUCUCGGAUUUUGCUUGGCCGUCUUCUGUUAAAGAGAGUUUCCCUGAUCACAAUCAGGUGAUGGAGUACCUCCAAGGUUAUGCUGCUAACUUUAACAUCAUCCCAAGGAUCAUGUUUAACUCUAGAGUUACUUGUAUUGACUAUGUUACGCCUUCUGAGGAGGAUUUGCUUUCUUGGGAUUUGUGGGGUGGCACCGGUAUUGCCAUCUCCCCUACCGGAAAAUGGGAUGUCACCCUGCAGGAUGCCCGGAAUCCCUCUGCACAAGUUGUGGUGUACAGGAUGGAUUUUGUGAUCCUUUGCAUUGGGAAUUUUAGUGACCUGCCAAACAUACCAGAUUUUCCAUUGAACAAAGGGCCUGAAGUAUUUGGAGGUCAAGUCUUGCAUUCUAUGGAUUAUGCAGCUAUGGAGGAUGACUGUGCUGCUGAGUUCAUAAAAAACAAACGGGUUACUGUGGUUGGCUUUCAGAAAUCAGCAUUGGAUGUAGCAGCUGAGGUUUCUAACAGAAAUGGGGUGGAGAAUCCAUGUACAUUGCUAUUCAGAUCGGUCUAUUGGACAGUUCCUGAGUACCUGCACUUGUUCAUGUUCAAAUGUUUAACUCGUUUCACAGGGCUUAUGGUUCACAAGCCUAAUGAAGGAUUCCUCUCUUGGAUCUUAGCCUUCUUGCUUUCACCUCUGCUUUGGAUAUUUUCAAAAAUAAUCGAGUGCUAUCUCAAGUGGACACAACCAUUGAAGGAAUACAAUAUGAUCCCAACUCAUGGCUUCUUCGAUCAGAUCUCUUCAUGCUUGCUCUCUGUAUUACCAGACAAUUUCUAUGGCAAAGUCAAAGAAGGAAGCCUUCUCCUAAAGAAAUCACAAAGCUUCAGCUUUUGUAAAAGUGGUUUAAUUAUAGAAGGUGAAGGGAAACCUAUAGCAGCAGAUAUUGUCAUCUUCGCAACAGGAUACAAAGGUGAUGAAAAGCUCAAGAACAUGUUCAAAUCCAGCUUCUUCCAGAAAUGCAUUACUGGGUCUUCAGCUCCAUUCUAUAGGGAAUGCAUUCAUCCUCGAAUCCCACAGCUAGCUAUUCUCGGAUAUGCAGACAAUUAUACAACUUUGUUUACUACAGAAAUGAGAAGCAAGUGGGUAGCACAUUUUCUUGCAGGAAAAUUCAAGUUACCGAGCGUAAGUGAAAUGGAAAAUGAAGUGACAAAAUGGGAAGAAUGUAAGAGGUAUUAUGCUAAAGAGAGAUACAGAAGAUCAUGCCUGAAUGCAAUGCUGCAAAUUUAUUGCAAUGAUCAGUUGUGCAAGGACAUGGGAUACAAUCGGAGAAGGAAAAGCUGCCUUAUUACCGAGCUAUUUGCUCCGUGUUAUCCAAAAGAUUACAAAUACCUUAAAUACCAUUAAAUAAAGGUAGACGAAAACUCAUCUCCUUUUGCUAGCAGGAAAAUUUCUUGCUUAAAUCCAGUUCCUUAUGGAUUAAAAAAAAUAUAUAUGGUGAGGGAGAUCUGUAUGUAAAAUAGUUAGGUGAUACUUGCAUAUUUAUGUUUUGCGUUCAUAUCGACAGGGUUGAAAAUAAGUUUUUUGAGCAGUAAUACUACUAUGACUGAAGUUAGACAUUAAUAGAACAUCUACUAAUCUAAUCCCUUGAGUAUUG